Zerene cesonia (dogface butterfly) is the source of this 9037-nucleotide messenger RNA. It is a transcript of the gene Nf1, whose product is annotated as neurofibromin. Bases 144 to 8507 code for a protein of 2787 amino acids. The transcript has 68 exons. Gene Ontology annotation, biological process: regulation of GTPase activity. The record is from RefSeq and is a predicted model, not a curated record. NCBI's taxonomy places the organism in Eukaryota, Metazoa, Arthropoda, Insecta, Lepidoptera, Pieridae.
UUAAAUACUUGCAACCCUGAAGGUUUGUCCUACAUCAAUAAUGUAAUAAAAAAAAAUGUAACAAAAUCGGCAAUGGAAUCGAUCGGGGCUGACUAGUUUGUUUAUAUUAUAUUAAAUGAAGAAAUACGUUGUAAUUUGUGAAAAUGGGUACACAAAAGCCGGGAGAAUGGGCCAACACCCUCAUAUCAAGAUUCGAAGAACAACUACCCUACAAAACUGGCGCACAAAACCUGCACUCCCGGAUAAAUGAAGAACAAUGCAAGGCAUGCCUCGUGCAGAUCAGCAGGCACAGAUUUUCCCUUGUCAUUUCUGGCCUGACCAAGAUCCUGCAGAGAGUUAAUGAAUUGUACCAGCCCACGCUAACGACAUGCGUCACACGGCCUCUAACCGAAAUCGAGAAAGGGUAUCACGACAGUCUAGUAAUAGUCCUUGAUACGCUGGAGAUAUGUUUGAGUUCACAACCGAAGGACACAGCGAAGUACGAAGAGGCUAUGAACGUUAAGAUACUGUUGCGGGAGGUGUGCCAGUUCAUUGAUAUAAGAUGUGAAGCGAACAUACAUAAUACAUUAUUGCGACAGUUGGCCAGUAAAGUUCUGUUUGCGCUGAGUUUAAAUUUUUUCAAUGCAGUAUUUAAUAGAAUAAGCGCCAGGUUACAGGAACUCGCAUCUAGCUCAGACGAAAACCCCGACUACAUAGAUAUAGAGUUGAUACAACAUAUAAAUAUCGAUGUAUUGAGGCUUAUACGGCUUUUUACAGAAUGCAUUCAAAAGUUUAAGUUAUUAAGGAAAUACACGCCCAUAGUCUUAGUUAUGUCUCUCGAAAAGGCUGUAUGGAAUUGGAUGGACACUUAUCCACAGGAAUUUCUCGAAGUCCAGUCUCGGCCUAACGAUGAGCUAAGCAAAUGCUGUGACACGCUUUUUGACAUUUUACAAGACAGCUACUCGGAGAACAAGAAGACCCGCGUCGCGAUGUGGCCUCUGCAAAUUAUGCUGCUCAUUUUAAACCCUAAGGUACUAGAAGAAAUAGUGAACGCGGACAGCGGCGCGCCGUGCAGUCCGCGACAUUCGAAGAAGAAACAUUUCAUCGAUGCUGUUAAGCGAGGAUUAAGCCCGCAAAACAACUCGAAGCAAAUGACGGAAGCCGCUGUGAUCACGUGCGUGAAGUUGUGCAAGGCCUCCACCUACAUCAACAUAUCGGAUUCCGGGAAUGUUACGUUCGUGCUCGUCAAGUCGGUUAUUAAUGAUUUAAAGGCGCUACUCUUCAAUCCAUCUAAGGCGUUCUUCCGGAGCAACUACAACCUAGGCUAUUCCGAUCUAGACCUAAUGACCGACUGUUUUGUGUCCCUGUUUAGAAUCAUGCCGCAUACUAACGAUGCCAUGAAGGUUUGCCUGAAUUUGAAUAGCAACACCUUUUACCAUUCGGUGAUCGUUAACUCGUUGCUGAGAAUAAUAAACCAACCCCGUCUUCCAUGGUGGCCUCAAAUAGAGUUGCUAUAUCCUCGCGCCGCGGAGUUACGUGCUAUGUUCACAGACACCCUGAAUAAGGCAACCCAGGGAUAUAUAGCACACACACCACUGCGAAUGAUAUCGCUCUCUCUAAAACCAAAGGAGAAUAAGGUAGAAGAAAUGCCGGUGUACAAGACGCUACUAUUGUAUCUCGUGAAACUGAUACACGCUGACCCGAUGCUGAUGUUAAGUAACCCAGGCCGAUCUGGUGUGGAAAUACAGUCGGCAACCACUGAACUAAUUAAUGGCCUAGUAUCAUUAGUGCAUCACACAGAUAUGGGGGAAGUGUCCCAAGAAGCGAUGGAUGCGUUACUAGCUUUACACAAACCAGAUAUGGUUCAAAUGUGGAACCCUGAGGCACCCCUGAAUACUUUUUGGGAUAUAAGUUCGCAAGUCGUGUACAGCAUAAGUCAGAAGUUGAUACAGCGGCAGAUAAGCAACUACCGGGAGGUGCUGCGCUGGCUGCGCGACGUGUUGAUAUGUAGAAACGAGUUCCUGGCGAAGCACAAGGAGUACGCGAACGUCGGCUCGCAGAUACCCAUCUGCAAGCAGGCGCAUAUCAAAUUGGAGGUGGUGUUCCUGAUGUGCCUGUGGUCGAUCGACACUGAGGCGGUGCUCGUGGCCAUGUCGUGUUUCGCGCUGCUGUGCCGCGAGGCGGACAUCCGGUGCGGCGCCGACGAGCCGUCCACGCACUGCCUGCUGCCCAACUACGCGGUGUUCCAGGACAUCGCGCACACCUCCACCGUGCUCACCACCACAUCCAAGGAUACGGGCACACGAUAUCCAAAUAAUAUACAGAACACCGCAGCUCUUCAGAAACGGAUAAUGGCAUUGCUAAGGAAGAUAGAGCAUUGUGUUAACGGUAUACAGCCUGUGUGGGAAGAGACCUUUCGCUGCUGGGAUUCCCUAUGCAAAUUGCUCCAGAAAUACCCAAAAGGUUUCGGCAUGAUGGAGGAUGGAACUGAACCUCUGCAUCGGGCUAAGAGAAGGGUGUCCCAUCACACUAGUGCGGAACAUGACUUUGAGAUGCAAAUCCAAGAAUGGGCGAAUAUAACAUCGUUUCUGUGCGCGCUGGGUGGCGUGUGCCUUCAGAGAAAACCCACUACCGUUUGGGCUUUAGGACACGAUUCCAGAAAAUAUCACGUUUUAGCGAAUAGUACACAAGAAGUACAAUAUUGUCCGGUGACUCAGUUCAUAGGACAACUGCUCCGUCUCCUGCUAUGUAACAACGAAAGGUUUGCGGCGCACAUACAGUGCCACGUGAAGGAGCUGGUCGGCAAGGAAAUGUCGCCAGCUCUAUAUCCGAUACUGUUCGAUCAGAUCAAAGCGAUCGUGGAUAAGUUCUUCGAUCAGCAGCAGCAGGUGAUGUUAACGGAAAUGAAUACGCAAUUCGUGGAGCACACUAUAUUUAUAAUGAAGAGUAUAUUGGAUAAUAACAACACGAACAAGGGGGUCGGCCAGCCGGAGCAUCUGAGCAGCACGUCCAUAGAGGGACUCAUGUUGGCUAUCGUGAGAUACGUCCGUCACCUGGACAUGACCGUGCUGUCUGUGCACAUAAAGACCAAGUUGUGUCAAGUCGUCGAAGCCAUGAUGCGGCGGAGGGACGACUUGUCGUUUAGACAGGAAAUGAAAUUUCGCAACAAGAUGGUGGAGUACGUAACGGACUGGGUUUUGGGGACCAGCCACCAGAUCGCGCCACCGCUGAGGGCGGACGCUUCUUCUAUAACCAGGCAUGUGAUGUGUCCCAGAGAGCUGGACCAGGCGUGCAUGGAGGCUGUGGCGGCGCUGCUCAAGGGCCUGCCGCUGCAGCCCGAGGAGUCCGAUCGCGGCGACCUCAUGGAGGCCAAGAGCCAGCUGUUCCUCAAGUACUUCACGUUAUUCAUGAAUCUUCUAAACGAUUGUAACGAAGUUGAGAUAACCGAGGGUCCGGGCCGAUUGGAGACACUGAGGAAAGCUACCAUACAGGCCAUGUCGAAUCUGCUCAGCGCUAACAUAGAUUCGGGAUUGAUGCACAGUAUUGACCUAGGCUACCAUCGUGACCUUCAAACUCGAGCGGCCUUCAUGGAGGUAUUAACCAAAAUACUCCAGCAGGGUACUGAGUUCGAUACCCUGGCUGAAACGGUUCUGGCGGAUAGAUUCGAGCAAUUAGUGCAAUUGGUUACUAUGAUAUCUGAUAAGGGUGAGCUGCCAAUAGCCAUGGCUCUGGCGAGCGUAGUGAGCACAUCGCAAAUGGACGAGCUGGCGAGGGUGUUCGUCACACUGUUUGACGCUAAGCACCUCUUGGCACCGUUGCUGUGGAACAUAUUUUACAGAGAAGUUGAGGUGUCGGAUUGUAUGCAAACUCUCUUCCGCGGCAACUCCCUUGGCAGCAAGAUAAUGGCCUACUGCUUCAAGAUAUACGGACAUACAUACUUGCAAAAUCUUCUGGAGCCCAUAAUUAACUCACUUCUGGAACAACCCGAGUUGAGUUUUGAAGUCGAUCCAGCUAGACUGGAUCCGAGCGAAGAUAUUGAAGUGAACCGCGCGAACCUCAUAGAACUGACGAAGGAGGUCUUCGAGCGCAUCGUGACUUGCGCCGAUAUGUUCCCGCCGCAACUGAGGAGCAUGUGCCACUGUUUGUACCAGGUACUAAACAAGAGGUUCGCUCAAUUCCCGCACACAAGCGUGGGCGCCGUGGGCACGGUGCUGUUCCUGCGAUUUAUUAAUCCGGCUAUAGUGUCACCCCAAGAAAUGGGCAUAGUGAACCGGCCGAUACCGUCGCAGAUCAAACGCGGCCUCAUGCUGAUGUCCAAGAUACUGCAGAACAUCGCCAACCACGUGGAGUUCUCCAAGGAGCAGCACAUGCUGCCCUUCAAUGACUUCCUGCGGGCGCACUUCGAGACUGGAAGGAAGUUUUUCAUCCAAAUAGCAUCGGACUGUGAGAGCGUGGAGCAAGCGGCGCACAGCCUGUCCUUCAUCAGCGAUGCGAACGUACUGGCCCUGCACCGGUUGCUGUGGACCCAUCAAGAGCGGAUUGGCGACUAUUUGUCCAGCAGCAGAGACCACAAAGCCGUUGGGAGACGGCCGUUUGAUAAGAUGGCAACGCUGCUCGCUUAUUUGGGACCUCCGGAACACAAACCAGUGGAAUCCACAUCAAGUCUUCUCUUCUCUUCCUACGCUCGCUGGUCGUCCAUAGACAUGAGCUCGACGAACUUCGAAGAGUUCAUAGUGAAACAUAACAUGCACCAAAAAGAAGAGUUUAAGAGUAUAAAGAGUUUGAACAUCUUCUACCAGGCGGGGACCAGCAAGCUCGCGAAUCCGGUGUUUUAUUUCAUCUCUAGGAGAUACAAGAUCGGCGAAGUGAACGCUGAUCUGCUGAUCUACCACGUGAUACUGACCCUGAAGCCGUUCUGCCAGCAGCCCUUCGAGCUGAUCAUAGACUUCACGCACACCAACUCAGAUAAUAGGUUUAGGACGGACUUUCUACAAAAAUGGUUUACAGUGCUCCCCGAAGUUGCGUACACGAACAUACAGGCGUGCUAUAUAUAUAACUGCAAUAGCUGGGUGAGGGAGUAUACCAAGUUCCAUGAGACCAUUUUGGCUCCGUUACGGGGUAAUAGGAAACUAAUAUUCAUCGACAACCACGCUCGUCUAUGUGAUUAUAUAGAGCCAGAGCAGCAGAAACUGCCAGGUGCGACACUAGCCUUGGAAGAAGACCUCAAAGUGUUCAAUAAUGCACUAAAACUGUCCCACAAAGACACCAAAGUGGCCAUCAAGGUGGGACCUACAGCCUUGCAAAUAACAUCCGUGGAAAAGACUAAAGUCCUAGGAUUUCCGGUGCUUCUGAAUGACGUAUAUUACGCGUCGGAAAUAGAUGAGGUGUGUCUAGUCGAUGACAAUCAGUUCUCGUUGUCUAUUGUGAACGAGGCGACUCCGCUAAGCUUUAUACACAACGACUGCGAUAAUAUUGUCCAGAGCAUAAUACAUAUACGCAAUAGGUGGGAGCUGAGCCAGCCGCAAGACUCCGUAACAGUCCACCAAAAGAUACGACCCAAAGACGUCCCGGGGACCCUCCUCAACAUGGCGCUGCUCAACCUGGGCUCCUGCGACCCGAACCUACGUACCGCGGCAUAUAACCAGCUCUGCGCUCUGACGGCCACCUUCCAUCUGAAGAUCGAGGGCCAGCUGUUGGAGACUUCAGGUCUCUGCAUUCCGUCGAAUAACACGAUAUUUAUCAAAUCCGUGAGCGAAAAGCUAGCGCACAACGAGCCACAUCUAACGUUAGAAUUCCUUGAAGAGUGUAUACAGGGUUUCCGAGGAUCUACAAUAGAGUUGAAGCAUUUGUGCCUCGAAUACAUGACUCCAUGGCUCGCUAACUUGGUGAAAUUCGUCAAGCCGACAGAGGAGUCGAGGCGCCAGAAGCAAGUCGCGCAAAUUUUGGAAAAAUUGAUAGAACUAACGAUAGAAGAGACCGAAAUGUAUCCGUCAGUGCAAGCGAAGAUCUGGGGUUCCAUUGGCCACGUGCCUGAACUCAUUGAUAUGGUGCUGGAUAGCUUCAUACAGAGGAGCGUGGACUCAGGUCUCGGCUCGCCGAUGAUAGAAAUAAUGGCGGACACCGCGGUUGCGUUGGCAUCGGCUAAUGUACAACUCGUUUCGAAAAAAGUUAUCGGCAGGAUGUGUAGAGCGUUAUCGAAACUGCCGAAUAAUAUACUGGGGCCAAUCACCCCCGCUACUGUUGUUGAUAAAACUUGUCAUUCGCCCACCGCUAUGCUGGAGCAGCACAUGAUGUGGGAUGACAUCGCGAUACUUGCCCGAUACUUGCUAAUGCUCUCGUUCAACAACUGCCUCGACGUGGCCCGCCACCUGCCCUACCUGUUCCACACGGUCACGUUCCUCGUGUGCUCCGGCACGGUGUCCAUGCGGGCCGCGACCCACGGGCUGGUGAUCAACAUCAUACACUCGCUGUGCACUUGCAACUCGCCAACGUUCUCUGAGGAAACCCAGCGCGUCCUAAUGUUAUCGCUGGACGAGUUCGCGCUGCCGAAGUUCUACCAAAUGUUCGGCAUCUCGAAAGUGAAGUCGGCCGCAGUUACCGCCUUCAGAAGUCCAUACCACAGACACACGGGUGAUUGGUAUUCAGAACACUCGUACGGAUGCAGCCAAUCGUCGUGCAUCAUGGGCCCAGUGGUUACCACCUCGGUGACCGAUCGGGAGAGGUUACCACUUCAGUCCCUGGAGACCAUCACCGAUGCGCUGCUGGAAAUUAUGGAGGCGUGUAUGCGCGAUAUACCGGACUGUGAUUGGUUGAAAACUUGGACAUCACUAGCUAGGAGUUUUGCAAUUUGCUUCAAUCCAGCCUUACAACCGCGAGCGCUCAUCGUCUUUGGCUGUAUCAGUAAACACGUAACGGAUGAUGAUAUGAAACAGCUAUUACGUAUAUUGGUGAAGGCGUUGGAAUCCUUCAACGAUAUGGCGCUGCUAGAAGCUAUAAUAAUGUGCUUGACCCGGCUGCAGCCGCUUUUGGAUUCGGAAUCACCGAUCCACAAAGCGCUGUUCUGGGUAUCGGUGUCCGUGCUGCAGCUGGACGAGCCCACGCUCUACGCGGCGGGGCUGGCCCUGCUCGAGCAGAACCUGCACACCCUGGACUCGCAGGGGCAUUUUGAGACCAAGACGCUGGAACAAGUAAUGAUGGAGACUAGAGAACCUUUGGAGUGGCACUUCAAACAGUUGGACCACGCGGUUGGACUGAGUUUCCGGUCGAACUUCCACUUCGCGCUGGUGGGCCACCUGGUGAAAGGCUACCGGCACCCGCUGGCCGGCACGGGCUCGCGCACGGCGCGCGUGCUCACCGCGCUGCUGGCGCUGGCCGCUAAGCCGGACCGCGACAAGUUCCGGGUCACCAAGCAUACCGUGGCGUAUUUGACAGCUCUUGUGUGUGUGAGCGAGGAAGUGAGAUCCAGGUGUCCCGUGAAACAUUCGCUGCCUAAAUGGCUGCCCGACAAUUGCGACCACUACUGUCCCGCUGCUGACCAUUUGCAGUCGACAAUGUUAAUACAAGGGCGCGUGACGUCAACUGCGUGUCAAAACAGAAGGCAGAAGUCGUGGGAUAUGCUGGAACAAACUGUUGCACACGGUGGUAAAUCGCCAACAAUACCACAAGCAAGUAACGGCGGUCAAAGUCCGCACCCAUCCAACAUAUCGCAUCAGGCUGCUAGAAUGCGAUUCAAAACUCAACGCUCCUUCUCUGUGCCCACCGCUAAGGAAUCCAUCAAACCACCACGUGACAGCGAAGGCAGAGCGCAUAGCGUUCAGCACGGGUCCACUGGCGACGCUGCCAGGGAGCAUACUGACGAUACCACCGAUGUGGACGAAGACGGGCGUGACUCUCAAGGCAGCAUCGAUGAGACUGAACGACCGGCGUCAACCAAAUCUGGUGACAGCUUCCCAGCUGAUGAUAAGCAAUCAUCGUCGGAAAAGAACGGAACCGACUGCAACAGCCUGCUCGACCCGGCCGUGCUGUCCGAUUUCACCACGCAGGCGCUAGUGCUCACGGUUCUGGCCACUUUGGUGAAAUACACCUCGGAUGAAGACGAAAUCCGAGUGCUCUACCAAUAUCUAGCUGAGGGGUCGGUUGUGUUCCCCAAAGUGUUCCCUGUUAUUCACAGCCUCCUAGACAUGAAGAUAAAUCACGUUUUAAUGCAUUGCAGCGAUCAGAUAAUACUUAGCGCAGUGCAGUGCAUCAUACAGAAUAUGAUAGCGUCGGAGGAUGCAAGUCAGCAACAGUUGCAUUAUAUGCAGAGUUGCGGUUUUGGCGGACUGUGGCGGUUCGCUGGACCCUUUACUAAGAACCAGUACACGGCGGAGAGCAGCGAGCUGUUCGUGAACUGCCUCGAGGCGAUGGUGGAGACCUGCCUGCCCGGCUGCGGCCCGCCGCCGCGCCGCCCGCCGCCCGACCCCGACCGGGACGACGCCGCCGGUGGCCAUCGCCCCUCGACGAUUUACUGUCCUGGUCAAGAACCAUAGCAGUCAAAAAUUAGAGAGCCGUUGCAGAUCUGUAAUUGGGUUGAGAGAGCUCGCAAAGCUCCAUACAAAGUAAUAUUUAACCGACUUUAUUAUUUUCUACCGAAAUUCAGGUUUCGGUGGCAACACGGCCAUAAAUAUUGAAAUAAUUGAAAAUUCGAUCUUAUCUCAAAGAUGAUAAAGUUCAAAUUGAAGGGAUUAAAUCUUCUGUUUAUAAAAUAUCUUACUUAUUCUGUUUGUGUUUAAAGUUCAUUAUCAUUUAGCAAAAGCAGUUUACACUGUGUAUUUAAUGUACGUGUUUUUUAUAUUUUUUUUGUAACUGUAUUUUUCUAUGUUAAAGAUGUAGGAAAUAGGGGCAAAAUGAGACAUUUUUAUGUAUAGGAUUUUCGACUUUAUUUCUUUAAUGUUGAAGUUUAUUUUUGUAUGAUUCAAAAGAGACAUGAAACGGUUAUCGAAAAGUCGAUUUGUUUCGAAUGCAUUAGAGUUGAAUUUUGAGUAACAGUUUGUUUUAGAAUUUGAUUUGAUAAGCUUUA